UCGGAAAGGGGAGGGAUGAAGAUGCGGAGGAAGAGGAGGAAGAGAGGCAUAUCCAAGACAACAACGGGACAAAGAUGGCGAACACAUCCGCGGGCGGGACGGCCCCCCGAAAACCUCGCCGAAGGUUCGAGCCCCCGUUCGUCGGCAUCGGGAUGAGCGGCGAAUGGACGCGGCGCAAGGCCGAGCGUCGACGGCGCACGGCUAUGCUUCAUCUCAAUGAGGAACUGGUCGUAGGUCCACGAUUGGACCUGUGCAAAUGUGUGGACCCCACCUGAGUGAGGAGACAUGUUGGAUCGGAAGGUGCUCCUCCCAGCUGACUGAUUGAAUGACAGCCGGAAUGAGGAGGUUGACAGGCGGCGCGCUCUCCCGGUGCCGCCGUGGGUGGAGAAGUGGACGGGAACCCCAGUGAACUCAUGGGAGGUUAGAAACUGGAGGGUGAAUUGUUUGUCUGCAAAAUCAUCGCUACAGGGGCAAGCGUGACCUCUGCUGCGCGCAACCAGAGUCAUGAGCGUUGUCAGGGACUUACACGGGAUCGGCUUCAGAGGCGGCGGCGGCGGGGUGGCGGCCCCGCUGAGCGCCCCGGCCCACUUCACGGAGGAUGCCCCGCGGCCGCCGGUCCCCGGCGAGGAAGGCUCUGACGUGGAGCCGCCCGCGCAGUCGGCGGCCACCCGACCGGGCGCACUCUCGCAAACUUUUCCGCUUUCCAUAUCCGCCAAGAUGGCCGACUCCUCGGGCUAUGCGCCCUCCUCCUCGUCAUCCGCGACACCGCGCCGCCCUGACCUGGACCUAGGCUACGAACCGGAGGGCUCGGCGUCUCCCACGCCGCCCUACUUGAAGUGGGCCGAGUCGCUCCACUCGCUGCUGGACGACCAGGAGGGCAUCCAGCUGUUUCGCAACUUCCUGUGCCAGGAAGGCUGCGCCGACUUGCUGGAUUUCUGGUUCGCUUGUUCGGGAUUCCGCAAGACGAGUUCGGAGAAGCGGCCUAAACUGGCCAAGGCCAUCUACAAAAAAUACAUUGUGGACGGUGGCGGCAUCGUCUCCAGGCAAAUCAAGCCGGCCACUAAGAGUUUCAUACGAGACUGCGUAGGGAGGCCGCAUCCUGACCCUGCCAUGUUUGAGCAGGCCCAGACAGAGAUCCAAGCCACGAUGGAGGAAAAUACUUACCCUCUGUUCCUCAAGUCUGACCUGUACUUGGAAUACACGCGCACUGGUGGCGAGAGUCCUAAGCUGAACCCCAGCGACCAGAGCCCGUCAUCAGGGCCCGUCAAGCCUGUACCGGGCUGCUUGCCCACUCUGACGGAAGAUGAGGAGUGGAGGUGCGGGAGCGGGCAGAGAGAAGCGGAGCAAGAGAAAGAGGAGUGCGGAGAUACGCCGGCGGGGAGGCUGACCCACAGCUUGCUAAUGCAGACCGUACCGCAGAGGACCUCCAACAACAGGCGGCGGCAAGACACUCGGGAGUACAGGCCCUUGAGAGAGCCGGUGAACCCUUACUACGCUAACAUGGGUUAUGCCCGCGCCCCUGCCACCAGCGCUAACGACAGUGAGCAGCAGAGCAUGUCUAGUGACGCUGACACUCUGUCGCUGACCGACAGCAGCGUAGAUGGUAUUCCUCCUUACCGAUAUCGGAAGCAGCAUCGCAAGGAGAUGCAUGAAAGUGCCAAAGCUAACGGACGUGUGCCCCUACCUCAUAUACCUCGCACGUAUCGCAUGCCAAAGGACAUCCACGUAGAGCCCGAAAGAUUUGCAGCUGAGCUCAUCAGGCGGCUGGAGAUGGUUCUUCGGGAACGUGACGCCGAGGAGCGACUGGAAGAGAGAUUGAAGAGAGUUCGACUGGAAGAAGAGGGGGACGAAGCCGACAUCUCUGUCACCACGUCCAUGUCGUCGCACAGCAUAACGCUUCCGCUCCCUUCGUCUUUCCCACCACUCUAUGGAGCCCAUUACUCGGAGACCACUGCCAACACGGUGGCCGUCACCACCUACGGCGGUCUGGUGGCCAUGGAGGACUCUCACGAUGACGACCCGGAGUCCAUUUUGGAUGACCAUGUACAGCGGGUAAUGAAGACGCCAGGCUGCCAGUCGCCGGGCGCCACCAACGUGGCCUUGGGAGGUUGUGGCCGUCAGACACCGCCCAAAUCAUCGCGGUCCCCCGACGGGGGCAUCGGACCACCUCACUACCCGACGCACAGAGUGGGAGGACACAGUCUGCCUCCUGCCGGGGUCAAAGGUAUGCAUCACCACAAGCAGCUAUACCACCACCGAGGACGAGAAGGUCAGGAAGAGGGGGGAUCCAGGUCGCAACCCAACUUCCUCUGGAACGGCGAGGCAGCCGCUCAGUACGCGGCCAGGAGUCGCAACUACGGCGCCGGUGCCAGCACCAUGGAUGGAAUGGGCUACAAUAGUAAAGGAAGCACCCUGUCGAGGCGAGGCAAGAAAACGUCAGAAGUGUCUGGCAAGGGUGACGACUGUGGCCGUGGGAUGGACACACAGGUGCCGCUGGAGGACCUGGAAAGGAACCAAAAGAUCCUCCAGUGGAUGAUGGAGGGAGACAGACAGAGGAAAAGUUCCCACGGCGGUAGCACCAGCAGUUCCCGGCGAACAGGGGGCAGUAGCGAGUCGCCGCGGCCCACCUCGGUGGAGCGCCCGGGCGCUGUCCACCCAUGGGUGUCAGCCCAGCUACGCAACAACCCGUCCUCGGUGCCGCCUGCCCUCAUGGCACACCCUUCCUCUGUGGCGUCCACGCAGGUCCAGCCUUCUCAUCCCUUCAUCCAGGACCCCGCCAUGCCGCCCAACCCGGCGCCCAACCCUCUCACGCAGCUGGAGGAGGCCCGGCGCCGGCUAGAGGAGGAGCGCCACUGGGUGGCCAUGCAGCAGGCUAAGCAAAGGCACAAAUCUGGAAAGAGGCAAGUGUGCGAGAACAUGACUGUGGCCUACUAUUUCUGUGGAGAGCCCAUCCCGUACCGGACCUCCGUCAAAGGCCGAGUGGUGACUUUAGGCCAGUUCAAGGAGCUGCUCACCAAAAAGGGCCACUACAGGUUUUACUUCAAGAAGGUGAGUGACGAGUUUGACUGCGGCGUGGUGUUCGAGGAGGUGCGCGACGACGACGCCAUCCUUCCCAUCUUCGAGGAAAAGAUCAUCGGCAAGGUGGAGAAGGUGGACUGAAUAGCGUUACAGAAGGUCGGGAAAAACGGAAGGUGAAGCAGCACGUGGAGCUCGAAGGGAUAUCUCGGUAAAAGUGAGGAUUCGUUACCUUGUCUAAAAUGGCCGCAGCCGUGGACAAAAAAUGGCAGGGGAAGACGUCGACUCCCGCCGGUUCUCCAGACCGUUAUUCACGAUGCUGCUACAUAACCACGGAAACCGUAGACAACUUAAAACCUUAAACCUAACGUUAGGUGCUCGGCGGGCCACGGCGGAUCAAAGGGAAGUAAGCGUGCAACUCCGCAGCUGCAUUUGCGGGACGUCAAGUGGGCGAGCGGUCAUCGAUGGCGACAAGUUCUCUACAUAGUUCGUUUACCAACCAAAGCUACGUUUUGUUUUGUUGUGUUUAAAUGUUUAUUUGAAUUGUGUAUGUACAAGGCAUGGUACUAUUAAUUAACACAGCCUAGUUUGGACAUAUCUUAAAGCGUAAUGUCGUAUUAUCGUGUAUGUUUUUGUUUUCUCUUGCUUUUAGCUAUUUCUGUUCUUUCCUGCCGCCUUGGCCCCAAUUCGGUUCCUUUCACAAGUUUGUACGUAUCAUUUCUUAAGUUGUUCUCACACACAAAAAAAGAAAUGAAGUCGCUUGGAAAGUUCGCCCUGUCUAGCCAAAGAACACAACGUUGCAUCCCGCUAACCCGAAGGAGUUGAUAAAACAAACGUGGAAUGUUCUCCAAAAUCACGAAAAAUUGGUAAAUUUGACGAUUAGCAUUUUGUGACUUGCUGCUGAAAAUGCAAUUUCGCUGUCCGAUAAACAGCAUUUACGUAUUUUUUUCCCCUCAUAACUUCAGUUUGUUGUUUUUGAUAAACAUGUAAAUGCUUAAAUACAAAAGCAUGCAUGUCUGAAUUUCCACAGUUUUUGAGUUGUUGGAAAGCAAACAACUGUCCGUUAAAAAGCAUGCUUGUUUUUUUCCUUUUUAUCACUGUUUUUGGAGGGAGGUUAUGUCUGAUUAAAAAUGCUAGCAAAUUCGUAUGCCCACUACAGACAGAUAUAUUUGUGACUGCAAUACAUGUAGGCUUGUGUAGGCAUGAAACAUUAGCUAGAUAACGUGUUACUGUAAUUUUCGCACUAUAAGGCACACCUGGUUUUUAGCCGCCACCCACCAAAUGUGACACAAAAACUGCUUUUCUUCGUAGAUAAGCCGCACUGGACUUUAAGCUGCAGCUGUCCUCAAUGUAUUAUGGAAUAUAUACACCAAGAUACUAACUGGUAACACUAUGUUUGAUAGCGGCAAUAUAUGACUGUCAUAUGACUAAAUGUACCACCAUUAAGCUUUGAAUCAAUUAGCUGCAAAGCUUCAUUUGGCCAUCACUCCUCCCUUUGGGGUAGGGUUGGGCAUCGAGCAUCGAUAGGAACCGGUUCUAACAUUCCGAUGCUCCCGGAAUCUUUCGAACUUUUAAAUUUCGAUUCCUCGUUUCGAUGCCCUGCGUGCCGAGCGGAAAAAUAUUGCUCGAGUUCAAAGACUAAUAUUUAUAUAAGAGUUAAAAUUAGCCCCGUGAGAAGUUCAUUUUAUUUAAAAAAUCAUCGAGAAGUUAAGACAUUAAUAUAAACGAUGCAAUUUUUUUGACCCUGCAUUUUUUUUUUUUUUUUAAUACCAUGCCUCUUAAAAGAAUCGGAAUUCAAGAAUUGUUCGGAACCGGAAUCAAAAGGUGGAAUCUGAAUCUGAACCCGGAUUGUUCAAUUUCAAACGAUGCCCAACCCUACUUGGGGGAGACAGUCAACCUCUACUGCCGCCUACUGUCAACCCUGUUGUCUAUCUUGCCUCCUAGCAUGCAUUGCAGCACUACAGAUCGAAAUAACAAUCAAAAUUCAUGUUAUGUGCUAAUUAUUUAUGAAGUUACUGUUCCAAUUGUUUCUUUAAUUUCUCGUUAUGGUAUCUAGUAACACUUCAUUAGACAGUGGCGCCAUAAGACCAUCAUAAUUAUGACAUUACACUUCCAUGAGCAUUAAUGAAUGCUUAUGACAGAUGUCAUUUAGUGUUAUAUGGCAAAUUAUCUCACUUUUGAAUGGAUGUAAAACAUCCGAACUGGACAUAAAUGGAGUUGGUACCAUCAUUUGCCGAAUGACACUUAAAUCACAUCUGUCAUAAGCAUUCAGUAAUGCCCAUGAUAGUGUCAUGACAUAAUUAUGACUGUUUUAUGACAGUCAUGACUCCACUGUCAAAUGAAGUGUUACUAAAUACCAUUACUAGCAAUUAAUGAAACAACUGGAACAGUAACUGAAGGAAUAAUUAGCACAGAACAGGAAUUUCAAUUGUUAUUUAGAUCUGUAGCGCUGCAAUGCAUGCUAGGAGGCAUGGGUUACAUAUUAACCCAAAUAAUUCUACAAAUAAGCCAUAUUGGACUAUAAAGGACUAUAAAAGGAUUACAAAUAAAGGAAAAAAGUAGCAGUUUAUAGUCCGAAAAUUAUGGUAUCCUAUUUUGCUAUUGGUUUCAAGCAUUGAGCGAAGACUUGACUGCUUGAUUUUUUCCGAUUUUGUACCCUCAUUUGCUUGCCUUUUUUAAAUCAUUCAAAUUUGGCAAGUUGGUUCACCACACUAUUUGUCGUGGGUCAAAUUUUGAUGUGUUUGUCAGUUUUGCAGUUGUCAUGUCAUGUUAAAACCCUUGAUUCUUAACUCGAUGCGAGAAGAAAAAUAUCGUCGCUGACUGACAAAAAAGCGUGUGUCUACGACCUUUCUGCUUUAUAACAAUAAUUUCAUAUUAUCUUUUGGAGUAAUAAUGUAAGAGUACAAAAAACAAGGUACAUCUACCAAGCUAGCUUUGUUUUUUCUUCAUAUGAAUCAAUGCUAAUAAGCUAAUUUAUUUUUAUUUGAGAAGCAUUUUGGUUUGCCUUUCAUGUUUUUCUUUCAUGGUUUUCAGCAGUGAGGAAAAUGGCUAGCUAGCAAGUGUUUUUUUUUUAACAGAAAUAUUUUUGUAUUCAUGUUUCAUAGAAAAAGCACAAAAAUUGGUUAUGCAUUUAUGCUUUUUAACGGACAGAUAUUUGCUUUUUCUACUUUGAACAGGAUGACGAGAGCUAGCAACAAGUUUUUAAUGCAUCUAUAUGCACAUUUUGUAAGUUUGUUGUGAUUUUUUUUUUUUUUUUUUUUUUUUUUUUUUUUGGGAGAACCAAACCAAAUUUUUUUCCUUUCAGAUAAAUGGCAAAAAUUUGGUUUUUUUUAAAAAAUCAGACCGCACAUGUAUUUCUUUUUUUGACUUUCAGUCUGACAAUAAGCUUACAGGCAUCUGGCAUUUUUAACAAUUUUCGGAUAUUGCCCCAACAAUUUAUAAAUUGGGCUAGCAAUAAAGUCAUCCCGUCGUGACAAAAAAAAAUCUUUGUAUGCCUGAGAACUCUAAAUUAAAAAAGCUGAAUGUAUUUUGUUUUCUAAAUCGAAUGUAUGCAGAUGUGCGGGAGUGGAUGUAAAGUGUUUACGUUAAAAAAAAAAAAAAAGUGCAGUUGAAUGUGGACCUCCUAACAAGUUGGCGGGAAGAAACUGACGUGAUGCCAACUUGACUUCAAUGCCUUGAUAGGAUUUUUUAAAAAAUGAUUUGUUUAUUAAGAGAGGAUUUGAAUAAUCACCUAGCAUGUCCUGUACAUUAUGACGGCCUUGCCCAUGUUUUUUGUUUUUUUUGGGGGGGAUGCUAGCUAACACCUCUGUCCUGUUUGUGAAAAACACAGUGCCUUUUUGUCAUAUCUUUAAUUUUGUUUCUAGGACAAAAUUCAUGAAUUUAAUGUUUUCAUUGUUAUUUGCUUAUUUUUCUUUCCCUUUUUGAAGCUUCAGACAUGCUAAGCUAACUUGUCAUUCUCAUAGCCAGUCUGCUGUAAAUAUGUACAUUAUCUUAAUUUCAUACACGCGCCACCGCAAGUUGUCACUGUGCCGGUUCCACUUGUACAUUUUUUUUUUUUUUUUUUUUUAAAGGUACUUCAUGAAUAAAGAUGUUGGAUUAAGA
This is a messenger RNA of Corythoichthys intestinalis (scribbled pipefish), 7116 nucleotides long. RefSeq names its product axin-1-like. Gene Ontology annotation, cellular component: beta-catenin destruction complex; nucleus; plasma membrane. Gene Ontology annotation, biological process: cell development; positive regulation of proteasomal ubiquitin-dependent protein catabolic process; positive regulation of protein kinase activity. The coding region runs from base 505 to 3159 and encodes 884 amino acids. The transcript has 15 exons. Lineage: Eukaryota; Metazoa; Chordata; Actinopteri; Syngnathiformes; Syngnathidae. The record is from RefSeq and is a predicted model, not a curated record. Gene Ontology annotation, molecular function: ubiquitin protein ligase binding; I-SMAD binding; molecular adaptor activity.